CAUAAAUAAAAUAACUCCGACAAACAUGUUAAUGCUCCAAAAUGGUCCAAAUGUCCACCUACUCUCAUUUUGCAAGGUUGUUUCUAAUAUUUUAAUUAAGUUGCCUAAGUAAUCACUUGACAUUUUCUUAACCAGCCAUUUUGGCUAAUCUAGGGAGAGAAAGAGAUCAGAGAGUAGCCCAUAAAAAGCAAUCAACGUUGGGAAAUUGCAGGUUCUGACAAAAAGGAGCCAAACUCAUUUAAAAGGUAAAUCCCAUCGUUUGUAGUCUUAGCUUUUUUGACACUGUCCCAUCUCGGAAAAAGGUGUCUGUCUCUCUACGAGGGAGGGAAAAAGAGAUAAAAAAAAGGGAAUGGAUGUAAGGAAAAUAGUUGUGGUAGUAGAAGAUGUAGAUGUAGCAAGAACAGCACUCCAAUGGACUCUCCAUAAUUUACUUCGCUAUGGGGACUUGCUAACUCUCCUUCAUGUCUUCUCUCCCACUAAAUCCAGAGGCAAGAAGAAAGCAAGGCUGCUUCGCUUGCAAGGCUAUCAGCUUGCUCUUUCCUUCAAGGAAAUAUGUAACUCCAAUUUCUUCAACAGAAUUUUGUUACAGACAAAUAUUGAGAUGAUUGUCACAGAAGGGGACCAGGAAGGCAGGAAGAUUGUGGCCAUGGUGCGAGAGAUUGGAGCCUCCGUUCUUGUUGUUGGUCUUCAUGAUCAGAGCUUUCUCUACAAGUUGGCCAUCGCCCAGGACAACAUAACAAACAGCUUGAACUGCAGAGUACUUGCCAUUAAGCAACCUAAAUUGCCACAACUGAGGGCCAAGACCAGAGAAAUGGUACCAGCACUAGACAGUUCAACUAACAUGGACUUUUCCCAAAUUGAGAUUUCCGGAUUACAGGUCCCUGAUAUUCCUACACCAAAAAUUCCAUAUCGAAUCUGUCCAAGCCCUUCCGCAAUUAUUUGGAGGUCAAGAAGGUCGAGGAAGAAGAGGAGCUAUUCAAAUGGAGCUUGAAUUUAAAAUUAGAUCAUUAUCAUAUCUAAAUGCACACAGUUUUUGGGCAAAUUUUCACUACAUUUUUUAAGGCCAGGGUUUGUUCUUUAGCAUUCUAGCUUAUCUUACACAAUACACAAAAGUAUAGAAAUGAAGUGGAAAUUGACAUCAUACAACAGUCUUUUGCUUACUUUGAUCAGUGAAAGAGUGAUUUAAUCAUGUCAUUAUCAUUGUUCUGUACCCAACAAUUAUAUUAUUGCAUUAUUUCCAUGGCCCUAAACAAACUGAAGAGCGAAGUAAAAAAGGUUUGGUAGAAAGAACGUAAAAAGAAUGAAGAAGAUUAUCCUAUAUUGAAAAAAUUUAAGAAAAUGACGUGCAAGCAAUCAAAAAUUUAUAUAUUUAGGUAAGUCACGCAAUCAAGACUUAAGGGCUUUUCAGGUUCAAAAAACACCACCUUGAUUCUCUAAUAAAGAGUAAGACUUGUCUUACUGGUUUAUUCACAUUCUUAAAUUAACCUUUCUUCAGCUUUAAAAUCUCAGCAAGAAAUAGCAACAUUUCGUUUGGUUGACACGCAAGUUUUGUUCAUCCCUUUCAUAUUUCUACAUCUGUUUAUAUACCUGCAUUUAGGAAAGAAAACAAAAUUAAAAACAGCAAUAAAACUAAACAAGAAGGCAGGCACAAGUUGCCUAUCACUUUCCAACUUCAAGCUAGAAUUAGGGGCAGGCACUUGAGAGUUGAGAUAACCAAAGAGGAAACCGUCGACAGGCCCAAUAUUUGACGGUAAUUAAGGCUUUCGGUGCUUUGGUUAACAAAUGUUAUGCUAGAACCAAAAAGAUGUUAGAUAAUAUUCAAUUUUACAUUGAAUUUAUUUAAUUAUAUUUUGGUUUAUUAAUUAGU
Messenger RNA from Durio zibethinus, 1867 nucleotides. Its product is annotated as Adenine nucleotide alpha hydrolases-like superfamily protein. The record is from RefSeq and is a predicted model, not a curated record. Lineage: Eukaryota; Viridiplantae; Streptophyta; Magnoliopsida; Malvales; Malvaceae.